GAAGUACAAUACUUAUUGGAUCUAAAACAUCCCACCGUUCUGGUUUGUGUUGAAACUGGUAAUACUCCAUUGAAAUUAUUACCAUCUUAUUUGCCCUCAUAUCAUCGAUAUUUUACAGCUGGUACAAAUGCGCACGGAGGUGUUUUAAUAUUAGUACACAUGUCUGUACCAUCAAAAUUAGUCCAUACAGAACCCAAUAUUUUAGAUGUUGAAGUCUCAUUAGGAUGUUGUCGCUUAAAUGUAAUAGGUGUAUACAGCCCACGGUCGUCACCGCUUCCAAUCAAAAGCCUCCGAAACAUCGUCACUACCAAUACAGCGAGACAAACAUUACUAAUCGGGGAUCUCAAUGCCUAUUCUACAUCUUGGGGCUGCAGUACAACCGACAGGCGAGGUUUCGAAGUAUCGUCAUUGCCAAAAUGGAUUCGGGAUGAAAUAGCCGUUUUACAUAAUCUGCGGAAUCGAUAUUAUCGUCGUUACACGAUUGAACGGUACAAUCAAUAUAUCGUGCAGCGACAAUUCGUACAUUUUUGGAUCAAAGAACAUCGCGUGCAACAGUGGGAAGGUUUUCUGAAAACCUGUUCGACCGGUGAUAGUUCUUAUUUUUGGCGCUAUACAGCGAGACACUUCCAGUCCUCAGCACCCCACUUCAAAGGGUUACAAUCUAAUAACAUAAUCGAUACGAAUCCGAUCUCUGUCGUCGAACAAUUGUAUCAGCACUACAGAGAACAUUUUCGUUUUCCAUCAGAAAACCUAUCGCCAGUAGCUGAAAGCGUAAUUGAGGAAGAAUACGGAAGAGCCAGAACACUGUAUGAAAAUAGUCCCAAUCCAUCACCACUGACAACCACCUAUACAGAGGUAGCUAAGAUAUUGAAAAGAAUUCGACCAAAACGUGCAUUGGAUGUUUCGGGAACCAGUAAUUUUCUUCUUCGUCAGCUACCACUGGAUUUUGUCGGUAUUCUUGUAGUUUGUUUCAAUCGGUUGUUAGGAACAAAUUCAGUAACGGAACACGACAAAAUAGCACGGAUGAUAUUUCACUCAAAAGCCGGUUCUUACCCCACCAUCAGUGAGCUACGUCCAAUAUCGAUUUUAAAUGCUAUUGGAAAGCUCUAUGAAAAAAUUAUGUACACGUACUUACAAAAAUGGAUGAUAGAGAAAAAAGUCAUUCCCACUUCUCAAUCCGGAUUCCAACCUGGGGUCCGGUUACAAACACGAGUGCUCAGUCUCUAUGAAGCAGCACGAGCUUCUAUUGCAUCGAACAGACCCGGAUUGAUUUUAUUUGUCGAUUUUGCUAGUGCGUUUGAUAAGGUUUGGCAUAAGGCUUUGCUGGUCAAACUCUCAAGAUACGAUAUUCCAGGACAAUAUUGGUUGUGGAUCAGAAACUGGUUGAGCGAAAGGUCAGCAUACAUUUCAUUCUGUGGUUUACAAUCCGAUUUGUUCGAUAUUGAGUGGGGCCUUCCACAAGGUUCGGUUUUAUCACCAUUAAUUUAUUUACCAUAUGUUGCUGAUUUGAAUGACAUUAAGGAACCAGCAAGGAAAAACAACUGGUUUGCUGAUGAUUGGAGUCUGUUCAUUGAAGUUCCAUUCGGUAUUCCAUUCGGUGAAGCAUGCCCACUACUACAGAGACUAGGUCAACAAGCGUUGGAUAACAUCAGAGAGUAUUGCGAUUAUUGGUUAAUUGAACUGAGUGUCAAAAAGACUGUUGGCCUUAUAGUUCAUUCACAAGUACAAGUAGCAACGAUAACACUGAAAUACAAUAGCCACACAAUUUCUAUGGAAACUAAGGUCACUAAUUUGGGAUACGGACUAACAUCAAAAUUGGGUUUGGGUGCAUUUUUGAAUUCGGUGUGUCAGAAAAUUGCAGCUUCAUUUCGAAUUGUUUCAGCUCAAUUCGCGCGUGUUGGUUCAGUAUCGAUUAAUUUGCGUCGCAGAUGUUUUUUUGCGUUUGUUUAUCCUUGUGUCUUGAGUACUGGCCCAGUGUGA
This is a messenger RNA of Didymodactylos carnosus, 1980 nucleotides long. The record is from the annotation of a GenBank genome assembly. NCBI's taxonomy places the organism in Eukaryota, Metazoa, Rotifera, Eurotatoria, Philodinida, Philodinidae.